CUCCUCCGUCCUCGGCGGAUCAAGCGGCUGCAGAGACAAGAACGAGGCGCAGUGAUGUUGGGAGUCCUCCUCCUCCUGUCCCUCUUCCCAAUGGUGGCCCUGGUGCCCCCUCCCAGCGGCCCUCCUGUACCCUGCAGGCGCUGCUGUGACCACCUGGAGCCAGAAGAUGGCAGCGGAGCCGAGCUUCCAACAGGAGGGUUCAACCAUGUGCCAGAAGUACGCACCUACAUCAACAUGACCAUCCUUAAAGGCGACAAAGGAGAUCGUGGCGACAGGGGAACACCAGGUAAACUUGGACACGAAGGCCCACCAGGCCCCAGAGGUGAAACAGGCUCAACCGGCUCCAAGGGCCAGGCCGGGCUUCCAGGAGACCCCUGCAAGAUCCAGAACUCGGCCUUCUCAGUCGGCCGCCGCAAAUCACUCCACAGUCUGGAGUCCUUCCAGGGUCUUUUGUUUGACACGGUUUUCGUCAACCUGGGGGACCACUUUAACAUGUUCAAUGGUAAAUUCAUUUGCCAUAUCCCGGGGGUCUACUUCUUCAACAUCAAUCACACGUGGAAUUUUAAAGAGACAUAUCUGCACAUUAUGCAGAACGAGACGGAGCGCGCCAUCGUUUACGCGCAGCCCAGCGAGCGCUCCAUCAUGCAGAGUCAGAGCCUGAUGCUGGAGCUGGAGCUGAGUGAAGAGGUGUGGGUCCGCCUGUACAAGAGGGAGAGGGAGAACGCAAUUUACAGCGACGAUGUAGACGUCUACAUCACCUUCAAUGGAUACCUUAUCAAAGCUAGUGCAGAGGGAGAAUGAAGAAGAGAGGGAAGGCUGAGGAUUGGACUGAUGAGCAACAACAUGCAAUUCACUGUAAAACAAGUUCUCCUCUUCCUCAUAUAGAAAAGACAUUCAGCAUGGUAGCUGAAAAAUAAGCAAUAUCUCUUGGAGAAAAUGUGAACAAUGAUCUCGAUCUGCAAUCACCUCAUAGGAAAGUGUAGAAAAUGUUCAAGUAUCUAAUGCAGAAUGAGAUUCAUACAGUGAUACUGCAAACCAGCCAUGACAGAAAAUAUGAUUAUUUGUUAUCUUGCCAUGCGUUAAUAGGAGAUUAAUAUCACUUUUGUAACUAAUUAAUAAAUCCGAGCUGAAACUUGCAGCUGGUUAGCGUAGCUUAGCAUAAAACCUGGAAAAGCCGGUCUCCGGGCAGAGGUAACAAAUCUGCCCAUCAGCACUUUUAAGGUUAACCGAGGGUUUUUGUUAAACGUAUUUACUUUUUGAUCGAUGGUUUUAUAAAAACAAAAGAAGACAGAAUUGAACUGUACAAUUUUUUAUCCGUUUAAUUUUAAUGAAGAAAAAGAUGAUAUUUUGUUAUCAUCUGCAAUUUGAAAAAAGCUAAGUUGUGGUUUAUGUUAUAGGAUAAAGUUAGGAAAAGUAAAGUCAAUAAGGCAAUAAUAUCACUGGUACUGUCAGCUCAUACUGAUUUUUGUAUGUGGUGCUAAAAACGGUGCUAACUAAACUUUUGUUUAGUGUGAACUUACAGUUACUGAAAAUGCAGAAAACCAUCAUGUGUUUUUAAUUCAAAUAAAAAGACAUUAAUUACAUUGUAUUUUAAACUCACUUGACUGUUGAAACAAGUUUGCCAGAAGGUGCUUGCAAUUACCUACAAUUAAAAUAGAUAUAAUUAACAUUAGAUCUCAUAUUAUAUGAUUUUAUACUUGAUUUUACAAUAGGACAACUAUCAGUUAAAAUCUUGUGUUACAUUUUUCUAACUUAGACACCACAGGAGAAUAAUGAGGUAAGUAUUUUCAUUGUGUAGGCCCCUAUAUGUUUGUUUUUAAUUAUUUCCAUCAGUGGGCUUUACGUUUAAUGUAUAGUCCAUGUCUACAAUGUUACACAUUAAUGUAGUUUAUGUUGUUAGUUGUUCACAUGACCACUAGAGGGCAUUCAAACCUCAUUAUCAACUGCAGAGGUAAAGUCCUGAAGUCAGACACCAACAAUCCUCAUUUGUCGUACUCAUGAACGCAGCAAAGUCUUCCCACGUUUAUAUUCAGACCACUGAUAUAAGAGUUAUAUGAAUUAACUACCCCCCCCCCAAUUUCAACGAAGCUGUCUUCUCUACACUACUAAUUAUUCCAAAUCUUGAAGAUGAGACAGUAUCAUCAAAUUUAAAUAGUUCAAUUUGAUAUUAAACUAUAAGCAGCUUAGCAACUCAAUAUUAAUUAUGUGCUAUCUUAUGUGAUUUUCAUUGUGCCAUUAUAUCAUGUUACAAGAGGGA
Labrus bergylta (ballan wrasse) is the source of this 2257-nucleotide messenger RNA. RefSeq names its product C1q and TNF related 6a (gene c1qtnf6a). NCBI's taxonomy places the organism in Eukaryota, Metazoa, Chordata, Actinopteri, Labriformes, Labridae. The record is from RefSeq and is a predicted model, not a curated record. Gene Ontology annotation, molecular function: protein binding.